CUGGGGAUGGACCUUGCAUCAGAGAGUAAAAUGAGUUCAGAGGGAGAUGACUGCCGACCAGUACCUCCUACUUCUCUACCCCUGCAAGGAGGUUCUUCACAGAGGAAAAAACUUUCUGCUCCUCGUAUCAGCUUGUCACUGGACCAGAGCGAGGAUGAUUUCGGGGAGACACCAGAUGAUCUCGACAUUAAUGUGGAUGACCUUGACACUCCAGAUGAGGGCGAUUAUUUUGACUACACCGACCAUGAAACAGACUGGGAAGAUCCCAGUGCCAUUAAUAGGAGUGACAAAGAUGACACCUACAACACAAUUCCAACCUACAGUGCAGAGGAGGAGCGCCAAGAUGGCAGGCUUUGGAGGACUGUCAUCAUCGGAGAGCAGGAGCACCGCAUCAACAUGAAGAUCAUUGAGCCUUACAUGAAAGUUAUCUCCCAUGGAGGCUACUAUGGUAACGGAGUGAAUGCCAUCAUAGUGUUUGCUGCCUGUUUCCUGCCAGACAGUAAUCGAGAGGACUACCAUGAAAUAAUGGAAAACCUUUUCCUUGCCAAGUUUAGCAGCAAGAUUAAGUAUGUGCACAGUUUGGAUGAACUGAAGGAAAUUAUUCCAAUGGAUUGUGUCCAGAUCCCAGAAUGCAUCAUUAAACUCGACAAGGAAAUGAAGGAAGCAGCAGAAAACUCAAAAAUGAAUAGUUUUCUUCAGGGGACCGAGUUAAUGACAACAAGCAGAACAGCACAAGUCCAAGCUGGUGCCAGCAGCUCGUAAACUCCAACAUCCAGAAUUGAUGGGACACCUUGGCGCUCAAAAGUCCCUGUAAUGGAUGGGUCAAGCUGGAAAGUGGAGCUCCUGUGUGUGUGUGCGUGUUUGUUGAUUAGACACCAGAGUUUUAUUUAGGCACAUCUUGUCUCAGUCCCACUCAGCUCAGUCCUAAUUGCUGCUGUAGCAUCUGCUCUGUUGUACACUUGCAGCCAUGAAAACUAAAUAGUCAGGUGUGAUAUUUUCCAGCAUCAACAGAGUAACACUGAUGUUCACUUUAGGGUAGAAAAUGCAAUUACACUCUAGAAAGUGCAGCGCACAGAUCCAUUUUAGAAACUACUGUGUGCAUGAGAAGCAGCAAAGCAAUAACAUCACCACUUUCUGGGUACUCUGUGAUUUGUGUGUUAGCCAUUUACGCAGAAAAGGAGAAGGAAUAAAACAACCUUGUGCCAUAGUUUAUGACCGACUUGCAGCAAAGCAGGGGAUCUUUAAUCUUGUCUCGAAACAGGAGAAUAAACCUACAAAAAACUUUAAGAUGUCAAUCUGAAACAAA
Nematolebias whitei (Rio pearlfish) is the source of this 1306-nucleotide messenger RNA. It is a transcript of the gene prune2, whose product is annotated as prune homolog 2 with BCH domain. The record is from RefSeq and is a predicted model, not a curated record. Gene Ontology annotation, cellular component: cytoplasm. Lineage: Eukaryota; Metazoa; Chordata; Actinopteri; Cyprinodontiformes; Rivulidae. Gene Ontology annotation, biological process: apoptotic process.